Messenger RNA from Penicillium nucicola, 1008 nucleotides. Its product is annotated as arylamine N-acetyltransferase family protein. The transcript is spliced from 2 exons. Gene Ontology annotation, molecular function: acetyltransferase activity. Lineage: Eukaryota; Fungi; Ascomycota; Eurotiomycetes; Eurotiales; Aspergillaceae. The coding region runs from base 1 to 1008 and encodes 335 amino acids. The record is from RefSeq and is a predicted model, not a curated record.
AUGAGCUCUACAAUGGACAGGCCACUGUGUCCGACGUAUUCACCGGAGCAGCUCAGCCGGUAUUUUGAUAAACUCAAUCUUCCUUCCAAGCUGCGCCGCGAAGUAUGGGAUAUCGCGUUGCUGGCAUCUAAAAAGGGUACAAGUACCUAUAAGACCCUCGUCUUGUCGCAGCUGCAAGCAUUACAACGCUAUCAUUUGGCGGCUCUGCCCUUCGAGAACCUGGAUUUACAUUACUCAUUCCACCGAAGUAUCUCUAUUGCUCCUACGACUGUGUUCGAGAAAAUUGUUGGCUCGACUUCUCGUCGGGGCGGAUACAGCCUGGAGAACAACACUCUUUUUGGAGCGGUAUUGCAAAGCCUUGGAUGCAAUAUCAUCUCAGUCGGAGGCCGAGUGAACGAAGCUACACAGCCAACGUCUGGAUCGAAACAGCGGAAAGCUUCUAAAUAUAAUGGAUGGAGCCACAUGGUCAAUAUUGUUAUCAUCGAAGGUCAGAAGUACCUGGUAGACGUAGGCUUCGGCUCGAACGGGCCUCACAAGCCUAUUCCUCUAAUCCAAAAUUAUGAGUUUCAAAACACCGGCAACUUGCAUGGACGUCUCAUCUAUGGAUCGGUCACCCAGCAAGGGCGAACAGUGCAACACCCGCUUUGGCAAUAUGAGAUUCGCGCAGGGGAUAGCUCAUGGGUACCUGCAUACUGUUUCACCGAGAUGGAGUUCUUUCCGGAAGACUUUACGGUCAUGAACUACUUCAUGAGCACGAACCGUGCUAGCUGGUUCACCUUUCAUGUCGUGUGCACCCGAAUCUUGCUAGACAACGGGGGCGAGAAAGUUGUGGGUGAUCUGACUCUAUUUGAUAAUAGAAUAGAGAGAACCCUGGGAGCGUCAUCUGAAGUCCUGGAAACUUUCGUCUCGGAGGAAGAACGCGUUGCAGCUCUCAAGAAAUACUUCAACAUUUCUCUUUCUCGGGCGGACCAAGAGAGUAUUCGAAAUACUAACUCCGAGAUUUAUUAG